CUGCCAUCAAGAUGGUGGGCGAUGUCCCCUACCUUAUCUCAGAUCUGGAUCGGCGAGGCCAGCGGAGAUCCUUUGUAGAGAGAUAUGACCCCAGCCUGAAGACCAUGAUCCCAGUGAGACCCUAUGCAAGGUUGGCAACCAACCCCGUGGAUGAUGCAGGGCUGCUCUCCUUUGCCACAUUCUCCUGGCUCACGCCAGUGAUGGUGAGAGGCUACAAGCACACGCUGACUGUGGACAGCCUGCCCCCAUUGUCACCGUAUGACUCAUCUGACGUCAACGCCAAAAGACUUCAAAUCCUUUGGGAUGAAGAGGUAGAAAAGGUGGGUCCUGAGAAAGCCUCUCUGGGCCGUGUGGUCUGGAAAUUCCAGAGGACGCGUGUUUUGAUGGAUAUCGUGGCCAACAUCCUCUGCAUUAUCAUGGCGGCCAUAGGGCCGACGGUUCUCAUUCACCAAAUCCUCCAGCAGACUGAGAGCAUCUCCAGGAAGGUCUGGGUUGGCGUCGGCCUGUGCAUGGCCCUUUUCACCACUGAGUUUACCAAAGUCCUCUUUUGGGCCCUUGCCUGGGCCAUCAAUUAUCGCACGGCGAUCCGGUUGAAGGUGGCUGUCUCCACCCUGGUUUUCGAAAACCUGGUGUCCUUCAAGACGCUGACGCACGUGUCUGUUGGUGAGGUGCUCAAUGUGCUAUCAAGUGACAGUUAUUCCUUGUUUGAAGCUGCCUUGUUCUGUCCCCUGCCAGCCACCAUCCCUAUCCUAAUGGCAGUCUGCGCCGUCUAUGCCUUCUUCAUCCUGGGGCCCACAGCUCUCAUCGGGAUAGCCGUGUAUGUGAUAUUCAUCCCCAUCCAGAUGUUUAUGGCUAAGCUCAAUUCAGCUUUCCGAAGAUCAGCAAUUUUGGUGACAGACAAGCGAGUUCAGACAAUGAAUGAGUUUCUGACCUGCAUCAAACUGAUUAAAAUGUACGCCUGGGAGAAAUCUUUUACCAACACCAUUCGAGGUAUAAGGAAGAGGGAAAGGAAAUUACUGGAAAAAGCUGGAUUUGUCCAAAGUGGAAACUCAGCGCUGGCCCCCAUUGCAUCCACCAUAGCCAUUGUGCUGACAUUCACCUGCCACAUCCUCCUAAGACGCAAGCUAACCGCUCCAGUGGCAUUUAGUGUGAUUGCCAUGUUUAAUGUAAUGAAGUUUUCGAUUGCAAUCCUGCCUUUCUCGGUCAAAGCAGCGGCCGAAGCCAAUGUUUCUCUAAUGAGGAUGAAGAAAAUUCUCAUUGCUAAAAGCCCCCCAUCUUACCUCACCCAACCAGAAGACCCAGAUACUGUCUUGCUUUUAGCAAAUGCCACCUUGACAUGGGAGCAAGAAGUCAGCAGGAAAAGUGAUCUAAACAAAGUGCAGAAUCAGAAAAAGAAUUUUCUCCAGAAACAAAGGCCAGAAGCAUACAGUUUGAGUCCAUCAGCCCAGGGAGUCACUGACCCAGAGGAGCAACAUGGCAGCCCCAGAUCGGUUCUGCACAAUAUAAGCUUUGUGGUGAGAAAGGGGAAGGUCUUGGGAAUCUGCGGGAAUGUUGGCAGUGGGAAGAGCUCCCUCAUUGCCGCUCUCCUAGGACAGAUGCAGUUACAACAAGGGAUUGUGGCCGUCAGCGGGACUCUGGCCUAUGUUUCCCAGCAAGCUUGGAUCUUUCAUGGAAAUGUGCGAGAAAACAUAUUAUUUGGAGAAAAGUAUGAUCACCAAAGGUAUCAGCACACAGUUCGUGUCUGUGCCCUCCAGGAGGACCUGAGGAGCCUCCCUUAUGGAGACCUGACUGAGAUUGGGGAGCGGGGCCUCAACCUGUCUGGGGGGCAGAGGCAGAGGAUCAGCCUGGCCCGCGCCGUCUACUCGAACCAUGAGAUCUACCUGCUGGAUGACCCCUUGUCGGCCGUGGACGCCCACGUGGGGAAGCACGUCUUUGAGGAGUGCAUUAAGAAGGCGCUCAGGGGGAAGACCAUCGUCCUGGUGACCCACCAGCUGCAGUUUUUGGAGUCUUGUGAUGAAGUCAUCUUGUUGGAAGACGGAGGGAUUUGUGAAAAGGGAACCCACAAAGAGUUAAUGGAGGAGAGAGGACGCUAUGCAAAACUGAUUCACAGCCUGCGAGGGUUGCAAUUCAGGGAUCCUGAGCACAUUUACAAUGCAGCCAUGGUGGAAGCCCUCAAGGAGAGCCCUGCCGAGAGAGAGGAAGAUGCUGUUGUGGCGCCAGGAGAUGAGGAAAAGGAAGGAAAAGAACCUGAAACGGAAUCAGAAUUCGUAGACACAGAAGCUCCUCUGCACCAGCUCAUCCAGACGGAGUCCCCCCGGGAAGGGACUGUGACCUGGAAAACGUAUCACACGUACAUUAAGGCUUCUGGAGGGUACCUCCUCUCUCUCUUCGUGGUGUCCCUUUUCCUCCUGAUGAUUGGCAGCUCCGCUUUCAGCAACUGGUGGCUGGGGCUCUGGCUGGACCAGGGCUCACAGUGUGGGCCUCAGGGCAACACAGGAACGUGCGAGGUCGGCGCGGUGCCGGUGGACACCGGGCCGCGGGGGCACCAGUGGGUGUACAUGGGGAGCAUGGUGUCCGUGCUGCUGUUUGGUGUCACCAAAGGCUUCGCCUUCACCAAGACCACGCUGACGGCAUCCUCCUCACUGCAAGACCGAGUGUUUGACAAGGUCCUGGAGAGCCCGAUGAGCUUCUUUGACAGGACUCCCACCGGCAGGCUAAUGAACCGCUUUUCCAAGGACAUGGACGAGCUAGACGUGAGGCUGCCGUUUCACGCCGAGAACUUUCUGCAGCAGUUUUUCAUGGUGCUGUUUAUUCUCGUGAUAUUGGCUGCUGUGUUUCCUGCUGUCCUUUUAGUCCUGGCCGGCCUUGCUGUAGGCUUCUUCAUUCUUUUACGCAUUUUCCACCGAGGAGUCCAAGAGCUCAAGAAGGUGGAGAACAUCAGCCGGUCGCCCUGGUUCUCCCACGUCACCUCCACCAUGCAGGGCCUGGGAACCAUCCAUGCCUAUGACAAGAGGGAAGACUGCGUCGACAAGUUUAAGAUGCUAAAUGACAAAAACUGCAGCCACCUCCUGUACUUCAACUGUGCUCUCAGGUGGUUUGCUCUAAGAAUGGAUGUCCUCAUGAACAUCGUCACUUUCAUUGUGGCCUUGUUGGUGACCCUGAGUUUUUCCUCAAUCAGUGCUUCAUCCAAAGGCUUGUCAUUGUCUUACAUCAUCCAGCUGAGCGGACUGCUCCAGGUGUGCGUGCGCACCGGCGCCGAGACCCAGGCCAAGUUCACCUCCGUGGAGCUGCUCCGGCAGUACAUUUCGACCUGUGUUCCUGAAUGCACUCUCCCUCUCAAAGUGGGGACCUGUCCCCACGACUGGCCCAGCCAUGGGGAGAUAACGUUCAAAGACUAUCAGAUGCGAUACAGAGACAAUACCCCUCUUGUUCUCGACGGGCUGAACUUGAACAUCCAAAGUGGGCAGACGGUUGGGAUUGUCGGCAGAACGGGUUCUGGAAAGUCGUCAUUGGGAAUGGCUUUGUUUCGUCUGGUGGAGCCCGCCAGUGGCACGAUCAUCAUUGAUGGCGUGGAUAUCUGCACGGUCGGUUUGGAAGACCUCAGAACCAAGCUGACCGUGAUACCCCAGGAUCCUGUCCUGUUUAUAAUGAAGCUCCCGGAAAAAUUACAGGCAGAAGUCACAGAAAAUGGAGAAAACUUCUCAGUAGGGGAGCGCCAGCUGCUUUGUAUGGCCCGAGCGCUUCUCCGUAAUUCAAAAAUCAUUCUCCUUGAUGAAGCCACUGCCUCCAUGGACUCUAAGACUGACACCCUUGUUCAGAGCACCAUCAAAGACGCCUUCAAAGACUGCACAGUGUUGACCAUCGCCCACCGCCUCAACACAGUCCUCAACUGUGACCUCGUCCUGGUCAUGGAAAACGGGAAGGUGGUCGAGUUUGACAAGCCUGAAGUCCUUGCUGAGAAGCCAGAUUCUGCAUUUGCUAUGUUACUGGCAGCAGAAAAUAAACUCCGACUGUAAACAUCCCUGCUGGGGCCACGUCACAUGCUUUUA
Molecule: messenger RNA, 4049 nt
Organism: Camelus dromedarius (Arabian camel)
Lineage: Eukaryota; Metazoa; Chordata; Mammalia; Artiodactyla; Camelidae
Gene: ABCC12
Product: ATP binding cassette subfamily C member 12
Exons: 28
Coding region: 12-4016 (1334 amino acids)
Biological process (GO): transmembrane transport
Cellular component (GO): membrane
Molecular function (GO): ABC-type transporter activity; ATP binding; ATP hydrolysis activity
Source: RefSeq, a predicted model, not a curated record